Molecule: messenger RNA, 315 nt
Organism: Prunus armeniaca (apricot)
Lineage: Eukaryota; Viridiplantae; Streptophyta; Magnoliopsida; Rosales; Rosaceae
Source: the annotation of a GenBank genome assembly
AUGGAGCUCGAAAAUGGGGAAAGUGUUGGUGAGAAUGAUGGUGACAGAAUUUGUUGGAAGAAGAAAUCAAAAUUAUUUGAUCUCGAGUAUUGGAAAUACCUUCCUGUGAGUCAUGUCCUAGAUGUUGUGUACAAUGAGAAGAAUGUUUGUGAUUGUAUCAUUGAUACAUUGCUGGAGAUCCCUGGAAAAAAUAAAGAUGAGAUUGCUGCUCGGUUAGAUUUAUUGAACAUAGGGGUCAAAACUGAUUUGCAACCUGAGUAUGGAGAAAGACAUACCUACUUGCCUCCAGGGCCUUGGAAUUUGUCAAGAGCAUAG